AUGGAUUUCUCAGAUGGCAUGACGGAUCUAGAUAUCCACAAUGUCAAUGAUAAACGUCUACGCGAUUCGCAAAAUGAUCCUGUCCUUUGGGCCGCCAUCAAAAAGAUUCGCGACCAUGCGAUUAAGGUGAUGGAGGACUUUGAUCGUUUUCUGAAUACCAAGAUAACCGAUCCAUGGGAAUUGCCCGGAGAAAAGACUUUCAAAUACUGGGAGAAUCUUAAACCCACGCUAGGUUUAUUGUGCUUAUUUGAUGAUAGUCCAAAUGGGAAAUUUGAACGCUCUCAAGAUAUUUCCCCACCGAGGCUCUGUUGGGUAGUAAUAGACGCCGAUCUCUCAUGCCACAUGGACGGCGCUCCUUUACACAAAUAUAAAGGACUGGCACAGAUGUUCGAUGGAGCACCGUGGUAG
Molecule: messenger RNA, 408 nt
Organism: Sclerotinia borealis F-4128
Lineage: Eukaryota; Fungi; Ascomycota; Leotiomycetes; Helotiales; Sclerotiniaceae
Source: the annotation of a GenBank genome assembly